UCAUAUCAUAUCCACUGUAAAAAAAAAAGCUCCGUAUAAAAACCCUAAAUUCAAUUACCCAAAAAGCCUAUCCCUUUUUCAAUUUUUCUCUCUAUCCUAUUCAUUCUAUUCUAUUCGUAGAACUUCACUUAGGGAAUAAGAUAAGAGGGUUUGUUAUUCUUAGCACAAUUGUAACAAUUUUUGUUUUUGAGCGUCCUACUUGGGUUUGAGGAGCUCAUGAAUUCAAGUGCACAGGCCCUGCUAAAUAAAUGAUUGGUGGUUAAGGGUGAGACAAUGGCGUUGGUAACCCACCAAAUGCAGGGUUCUUAUGCUAUAUUUCCCUCAAGACCAUUAUCAUGGAGCAAAGAUAUAAAGUUGAAGCAGUAUGUAACAAAAUUUCACGUGAUUGGGAAAGCAGAUAGACAUAUUUUAUUAAAGCGCAAUGUUAGUUUAAGUGUAGGUGCGUCUCCUCGCCAUCGAGGAAAGCCUAAACCUUUGAGAAUUUCAGCUUUCAAAGGCAAUGCCCAAAAUGAUGAAUCGGCAGGCAGAGCAAGUGGAUCAAAGGUUCCUAAGAAUUCUGUUAAACUAAAAGAGAGUGAGGAUACGAUACUGGAAUCUCCAAAGGCAAAUGACAUUCCACUUUCUUAUACCUCUGAAGCAAAUGAGAGCAUUGUAUCCUCCCCUGCUAUUCAUAAUUUAUUCAAGAAAUGGUUAACAAUGUUGCGCACACAGUCACCAAGUCAAGUGGGGGAUGGAGUUUUGGGAGGAGAACCACCUUUAAGGGAGAUGUCAGAAUCUCAACAUGAUACUCAAAAGAAGGAAAGAGGCGAGAUUCUAAAAGCGGCUUGGUGCUACUUUCUGGGUCUGGAUGCAGCAGUAAAGAUACCCUUACUGAUAUUCUUACCUUUGUACCUGGCAGUUAAUGUGAUUUAUGGGGUUGAAGUUUCAAAAGAACUGACUCCUUUGUGGGUUUUAGGGCCCCUUAUCAUGGCUCUCAACAUCAAGAUAUUUCAAUGGGUGUGCUCUCUCUAUGUCUUCAGCUUCAAGCUGACUCUUACAGUAAUUAAGAAUUUGCCCACUUACUGCAUGGUCGCCUUUAGCUAUAUUGCAAGUGGGAAGCUUAAAGAAGAUGUACGAGCUCGUUUCUGGCAACCUGUAGUGAACAUAAAGAACCUAGACUACAAAGAAUUAUCAAGAAAAAGGAUGAAAGAAUUGCAAGAGUGGAUUGUGGAGAGGUAUCUUGAUUAUGUGGAAUCAAUAUGGCCGUAUUACUGCCGGACAAUCAGGUUCCUGAAGAGGGCUAAUCUCCUUUAAUUAUUGGAAUUGUACUUUGAGCAAAAAGUUUUUCAGUGAGGGGAAAGGGCUCAAUUCAGAGUAGCUUCUGAUUGUGUCCCAAACGGUUAAGAUUUUUGAGACAGAUCUAGCCAACCCCAUUUUAGACUGGGUUGUCUCAUGCAAGUUGAGGAUCAGCACAGGUUGAUCGAUUUCUGUAAAUCUGUUAAGGUGGUGCUCUUAUUCUUGGAUGAGUUCCCUAUUAAUUUGUUUCUUUUUUGUAUUCGGUUGUUGCUCUUUUAUAUUCUUGAGGUAGAUGGAAGUGAUAUAAAUUCCAGUACUGAUUCGUUAA
Messenger RNA from Corylus avellana, 1603 nucleotides. Its product is annotated as embryo defective 2759. The record is from RefSeq and is a predicted model, not a curated record. NCBI's taxonomy places the organism in Eukaryota, Viridiplantae, Streptophyta, Magnoliopsida, Fagales, Betulaceae.